Thamnophis elegans (Western terrestrial garter snake) is the source of this 2516-nucleotide messenger RNA. RefSeq names its product PHD finger protein 19 (gene PHF19). The transcript is spliced from 15 exons. Gene Ontology annotation, biological process: regulation of DNA-templated transcription; chromatin organization. Gene Ontology annotation, molecular function: chromatin binding; DNA binding. Gene Ontology annotation, cellular component: nucleus. The record is from RefSeq and is a predicted model, not a curated record. Lineage: Eukaryota; Metazoa; Chordata; Lepidosauria; Squamata; Natricidae. Bases 428 to 2155 code for a protein of 575 amino acids.
UGCAAACUGAGAAGGAGGAGCCGGAGGCGGCGCGAUGCAAACCCGCCGCGCUAAUUUGCAGGAGCCCCAACCGAAAUAAUUCGCGGGAAAAGAGAGAGAGAGAGAGAAAGUAGCGUUAGAAAGAGAGAGAGAGAGAAGAGAGAAAGGAGGAGGGGUAAAGAUGGCGCUCCGUCGCUUCCAGGUUGCCUGCAGACAACCUCGGGCGCCCCGGGGCGCAGGGAGGGUCUUCUGAACGGGGAGAUGCCCUCGGGAUACCCCGCUCGGGGCGCAGAGGAGAACCAAGAGCGCCUCCGCUUCUAAGUUUAAGGGACAUUUCCUCCUCUCCCUGGCCAUGGAGCCGGGCUGGGAGCCGCCGAUCUGGUAGCAGCCUUCCUUCCUCCCUCCCCGCGAACAGACCCUCGUCCGGGUCCGCAACUAGCCCAGGAGCAUGGGGACUCCUGACCCUGGGCGCACUUACGCAGCCCUCGGACACCUGCAGCAAUCAAUGGCGGAUUGGGUCGCCAGAACUCAGGACAGUCGGCGAGAGCGGAUGGCGAAAUUACCCGAAGGACAGUAUGUCUUAUGCCAUUGGAAAGAUGGACUUUAUUAUCUUGGGAAGAUUAAGAGAGUGAGUGACGCUAAGCAGAGUUGCCUGGUGACCUUUGAAGAUAAUUCCAAAUAUUGGGUGCUUUGGAAGGACAUCCAGCAUGCUGGUGUCCCCACUGAACAGCCCGAAUGUAACAUUUGCCUGGAGAAGACAUCGGAGCCCCUGAAUGAGAUCUUGAUCUGUGGGAAGUGUGGAGUUGGGUACCACCAACAGUGCCACAUUCCACUGGUGGGGAGCCUUGAAGAGUCUUCGAUGACACCCUGGUUUUGUCGGAAAUGUAUCUUUGUGCUAGCCGUACGGAAAGGGGGAGCCUUGCGGAAAGGUGCUAUCGCCCGGACUCUGCAGACCGUCAAAAAGGUCCUGUGCUAUAAUCCGGAUCAGCUGGAAUGGGAUUCCCUUCACAGAACCAAUCACCAGCAGUGUUACUGCUACUGUGGAGGCCCCGGAGAGUGGUACCUGAAGAUGUUGCAGUGUCUUCAGUGCCGACAGUGGUUCCACGAAGCUUGCAUGCAGUGCCUGAACCACCCCAUGCUCUUCGGAGAUCGAUUUUAUAUUUUCUACUGCACAGUUUGCAAUCAGGGACCGGAGUAUAUCAAACGUUUACCUUUGAGAUGGGUCGACAUUGUGCACCUGGCCAUCUACAACCUGGACGUGCAACGCAAGAAGAAAUAUUUUGACUUUGAGGAAAUCUUGGCCUUCGUCAAUCACCGCUGGGACCAUUUUCAGCUUGGAAAGUUGACUGCAACCCCUGUGGCAGAACGAGGUCCUCUCCUUCUAGAUGCACUGAACAGUUACAAAAGCAGGUUUCUGUGCGGGAAGGAAAUCAAGAAAAAGAAGUGCAUUUUCCGCCUGCGGGCACGAGUUCCUCCGAAUCCUCCCAGCAAGAUUCUCCCGGAUAAGUUUGCGGGGCGGAGCGAGACGAAGAAGAGGGGGAAAGUCAAAUCCUCCCACAAAAGCAGUUUGAUCCCACACCAAUCCCAGCAGGAACGGAGAAGGAAAAGCCCCAAAUUUCUCUUGGAAGAUGCUAUCCCAAGUAGCGAUUUUGCCUCUGCCUGGAGCACCAACCAUCACCUGGCCUGCAUCUUUGAUUUCUCGCUGGAUGAAAUCCAGAGUCUCAAAAGUGCAAGUUCGAGCCACGGGUUCUUCUCCGAUGUAGACUCCACUGACGCAGCCAGCACAUCGGGCUCGGCCUCCACGGGUUUUUCCUUCGAAUCGAGGACAAACGUCGGGAGCCGGAAGCGCAAACUCUCCGCUAAAAUGUACGCGCCGCUCGACGCCAGACAGAAAUCCUCCGAGCGUCUCUGCAGGCUCGUCCCCGGCUCCUCCUUGGAUGGCAGCGACCGUGCCAGCAGUCCGGACCGCCCGGAUAACGCCAUCGACCGCCAGACUUUGGAGAGCUUGAGCGAAGACGAUUUAUCCCUCUCCCACCUCCAGUCGUCCAUCAGCAACUACUUUGGUGCUACUGGCCGUUUCAUUUGCGGAGAGAAAUACCAAGUGUUGGCUCGGAGGAUCAGCCCAGAGGGGAAAGUGGAGUAUCUCGUGGAGUGGGAGGGCAGCACCCCCUACUGAUGUGCGUUGGGGGCCCGCCGUGUGAAGCCAUAAAGAGAGGAACAGGGUGGGAAAUGCAAUCCAGGGAAAACAGUUUGCCCUGCACUGCCUUGGGGGGGUGAUCUGUUCAAGACCAAACUUCCAACGGUCUCUAUUGUAGACCUUUUGGGCUGGGCUAGGAAAGGUGGAAGCGGGGGCUUAGUGAUAAAUGAUUGUUCAGCCUUAGCUCCGUGUGGCUGUUUGGGACAAAAGGGGCAGCGAAUUCCUGGGGCAGCCCCAUAGAAAUUAUAUCCCUUGGACAAGAUUGGCUCCAUCUAAUGUGGCACUUAGAGAGAGAGAGAAAGAGAGAGAGAGAGAGAGAGAGAGAGAGAGAGAGAGAGAG